ACAGUUGUGUACUUAUUUUUAAGUUAGUUAGAACUCUAAAUUUGUCAUUAAUUGUGGUACUAACAUUUUUUUCGAAAUAAUAAGAACAAUAGUUUUUGUACAUCAAAUUUCUAAGAAAAAAUAGUCUGUUAAAAGUUAAAACACAAAAUGUUAAAUUGUGUGACCAGUAAGUUGACGUUACUUUGUCAUAGUAGGCUUCCAUCAAGUUUCAUCAAUCUUCGGGAAUGUGUGGCACUAUUUGCUACUCCCAAGACGGACUUCAGCACCUCUUCCAUCAAAUUAGCUGGUACUAAAGAUGAACCUACACGGUGGUUAUCAUAUAAUGAUGUUAUAUACCCACCACAGGAACCAGGGGAAGAGAGAAGACCGGCUUUUGUGUGUCAUCAAAAAUUAAAUAUCAAAUACAGCCCCAAAAAAAUGUGGUAUGUCGCGAGCUUUGUGCGUGGCAUGUCUGUGGACGAAGCACUAAAACAAUUACCCUUGGUCGGGCGUAAAGGUGCCACUAUAGUUAAAGAUACUAUUUUAGAAGCUCAACAGCUAGCCAUCGAAAAACAUAAUGUUGAAUUUAAGACAAAUCUGUGGAUUGCUGAGUCAUUUUGUGGUAAAGGUCCAGUGAUAAAAGGUAUGCGCAGACAUGCUAGGAUGCGAAUGGGUGAAGUCAUGUACAGGUACUGUCAUUAUUUUGUAAGAUUAGAAGAAGGUACACCCCCAGAAAAUUAUUAUUAUAGCUGGCCUAAGACAGGCCCAGCUCUGUUAGCCCACUGGGUUGAUGAGGUUCGUGACCGUAAAAUUCAAGGAUCAUUGUAAGGCUCAUUCAAAGAUAACAACUAGUUGUAAGAAAUGUAUUUGUUUAUAUAUAUAUAUUUAAUAAAAUAAAAAAAUAAAUGUUUGUAAACUUAUAA
Molecule: messenger RNA, 902 nt
Organism: Acyrthosiphon pisum (pea aphid)
Lineage: Eukaryota; Metazoa; Arthropoda; Insecta; Hemiptera; Aphididae
Gene: mRpL22
Product: mitochondrial ribosomal protein L22
Exons: 3
Coding region: 148-807 (219 amino acids)
Biological process (GO): translation
Cellular component (GO): mitochondrial large ribosomal subunit; ribosome
Molecular function (GO): structural constituent of ribosome
Source: RefSeq, marked provisional